AUCUUUCUUUUCUUUUCUGACCUUGUAUCCCUCACUUCUGUUUUUUCUUCUCUUCUCUGUCUUCUCUGGUCUUUUCUUCUCUUCUCCCCUCCCCCUUUCUCGUCUACCUUCUCCUCUCUUCCUUCUUCCCUCUUUUCCACUGCUGAUGCUUCAGCUGAGAUGACCUUAGACCUCCGCUCCGCUCCUCUCCUCUCCUCCCUCGCUCUCUCCGUCCCUGCUCUCCUCCAUCACAUCCAGGAGCCUCUCCUGCCCUCUACUUCUCCUCCUCUCUCUGCCCUCAUCCUGAACGCAGCCUAGUCUAGCCUUCCUUGCACAGAAGUCCUCUGUGGAUUUGGAGCAAAAGAUGUCCCUGGCUGACCGGAUGAAGAUCCUGCAGGAGAAGGAGGAACAGUGGAAGAGCAGGGGAAAGGGUGCCGCCAACGACUCCGUACAGUUCUCUGUGGCUGGCCGCAUGGCCAAGAAAGGCCUUGCGUCUCCCGUUUCGGCCAAAGAUGAUCCUCCAGUCUUCAUCAAGAAACCCACCUCAGGAACUCCUGUCAAGCCACUGGAAGAAAUUGCCAGUCGUCCUGAUGUGGAGGUCGAAGGGGACAAGCGCCUGGACAAGCUGGAGUCUUUCCUGGACAGACUGCACAGUAAAGGCGUGGGCAAGGGCAGGUCCUCCACCAUCGAGGUGACGGAGGAGAAGGAGAAGGAGGUGAUGACUCUGGAUGACGAUGAGAUAUUCGGGCGCUUCUACAAGCCCGUGUCGCCCGGCGCCCUGGGUUCUACCGGCGCCAUGGAUACAGAGCAGGACUUCAACAUCAUCAACACAGACACGCCCAAGUUGGCAUCGGCCGUGGCGAAGCACAAGCGUGCGGUGCGUCCGUCUCGGAACACGCCGUCGUCACGGAACCCGCUGCGGGCCCUGGCUGCGCGCGACGAUUUGAGACAGACCUACACCGAGCAACGGCUCAACAUCGCUACCGUGGAAACCAAGAGGAUCCAGAUGGAGAGGAUGGCUAAGCACUCUAACCUGGCAGAUGUUGCCUUGGCUGGUCUGGCCAGUAAGGAGAACUUCCGGAAGGUUAACCUACGCAGUGUCAAGUCCACGGAGGUGGUGACCAACAACAGCACCCUGCCCUUCAACAAACUCAUGCUCAUCCACAUCAAAGGACGUAGACAUAUACAGGUGCGUCUGGUGGAGCCCACAGCUCGCUCUCUGAACAGUGGGGACUGCUUCAUGCUCAUCACCCCCAAACACUGCUUCCUCUGGAUCGGGGAGUUCGCCAACGUCAUCGAGAAGGCCAAGGGCUCAGAGAUGGCUCAGUAUGUGCAGGCUAAGCGUGAUCUGGGCUGUAAAGCCCCUCAGGUCACCGUGCUGGAGGAGGGCAUCAACACAGACAGCCGCACUUCUAAAGAGUUCUGGAACCUUCUGGGGGGAAAGUGCGACUACAGAGGAGCUGGAGAGCCUGAGGAAGAUGAGCUGUAUGAGAGUGGUGUGGUGGAGUCCACUGGUGUGUAUCAGUUGGUCGAUGGGAAGCUGGUGCCGCAGGAGGACGCCUGGGCAACCAUCCCCAGUGUGACCAUUCUCAACUCUAAACAGGUCCUGGUGUUUGACUUUGGUGGCGAGGUGUACGUGUGGCAUGGGAAAGACGUCCCCCUGGGCGACAGGAAGGUGGCCGUGCAGCUGGCCAGACGGCUCUGGGGCGGGCCUUACGACUACAGCAACUGCAGCUGCAACCCCCUGGACCCCUCCUCAGCCAAUAAGGACAUGCCUCUGCAGGGGGAGGGUCGGCCCAGCUGGUGCCUGUUAGGUCGUCUGUCGGAGCACAAUGAGACGGCUCUGUUCCGAGAGAAGUUUUUGGACUGGUCUGAGAGGAAGCCCCUCAAAGAGGAGACGCCUGUGGAGGAGGUCAAGACCAAGACCCCCGUCCACAUCACCAACUCAUUAGACUCUGACUUCCGGCCGUGUGACGUGGCGGCCCUGCUGCAGGGCGCCGUGACCCCGGUGAGGACCCUCCUGGAGGGAGUGGACGUGCAGCGGGGUCACGGGCUGGUGCGCAGCGAGGACGGGCGCCAGGCGGAGCUGGCCACCGUCGCCGUGGACGGCUGGCACAUCCGCGAGUUCGACGACUUCGAGAUCCCGGCCGAGAGCGUGGGCCAGAUGCACGAGGGCGACACCUACGUCAUCCGCUGGAAGUAUAGCAUCACCAACGUGGUGGGGAAGCGCCAGAAGCCGGGUGAGCUGAGCAGCGGUCCGGGGAGGGAGCGCACAGCCUGUUUCUUCUGGCAGGGCUCUCAAUCUAGCGUCAGUGGCCGCGGCACCUCAGCGCUUAUGACCGUGGAGCUGGGCAACCACCGGGGGGCGCAGUAUCUGGUGGCUCAGGGGAAGGAGCCACCCUGUUUCCUUCAGCUCUUCCAGGGAGGUCUGACUAUUCAUAGGGGCUGCAGAGAGGACAGUGGCAACAACACAGGUGUGUGGCGUCUGUUCUGCGUGCGUGGCGAGGUGCCCAUGGAGGCGUCUCUGGUGGAGGUGGAGUGUGGCUGUGCCAGUCUGCGCUCGCGCUCCAGUCUGGUGCUGCUGGGCGCCCACGCCGGCCUCCUCUACCUGUGGCACGGCUGCAAGAGCCACCCCACCGCCCGCGAGGUCGCCAAGAGAGCCGCCGAGCAUCUCACCAAGACGUAUCCCCCUGAGUUUGGCCUCGACAACAACAGCAGUGUCAAAGUUCAGGAAGUAGAAGAAGGGGCCGAGACAAAGGACUUCUGGAAGGCUAUUGGCCAGCAGGACAGGAAGGCAUAUGACUGCAUGCUCCAAGACCCAGGCAAGUAUAACUUCACGCCGCGGCUCUUCCGUCUGAGCGCCAGUGCCGGAACCUUCCAGGGGGAGGAGCAGCUGAGCCCCGCCCGUGUCACCGGCGCUGUCAUGGCGAUGCCCUUCCUGCAGGACAACCUCUACUCUGUCCCACAGCCAGCUCUCUUCCUGCUGGAUAACCGACUGGAGGUGUACCUGUGGCAGGGCCCUCAGCCCGAGGACACCGAGUGCACCGGCUCCGCCCGCAUCCGCUGGGACGCCGAGCGCAAGUGUGCCAUGGAGACCACGCUGAACUACUGCAAAGAGAAGAACUCCAAGCGACCCCCCCAGGCCUAUCUGAUUGUGGCUGGCGCAGAGCCCCUCACAUUUACAAACAUCUUCCCUUACUGGGAGCGAGACGCAUAGGCAAUCAUAGU
This is a messenger RNA of Clupea harengus (Atlantic herring), 3207 nucleotides long. RefSeq names its product supervillin d (gene svild). Gene Ontology annotation, biological process: cytoskeleton organization; actin polymerization or depolymerization; actin filament severing. Gene Ontology annotation, molecular function: actin filament binding; phosphatidylinositol-4,5-bisphosphate binding. The transcript is spliced from 20 exons. Lineage: Eukaryota; Metazoa; Chordata; Actinopteri; Clupeiformes; Clupeidae. The record is from RefSeq and is a predicted model, not a curated record. Gene Ontology annotation, cellular component: actin cytoskeleton; cytoplasm. The coding region runs from base 344 to 3196 and encodes 950 amino acids.